GACGAAUAUAAUUAAAGGCAAGAGUUGGCAAAUAUUUUAUGCACCAAAGUGAAGUCAUAUUAUAUUUGAUUUUUUACUAUAAGUGUAAGCCUUUCUUUUCUUUUUUGUCAAGCAUUUCUAUAAGUAGAAAAUAAAGUAUAAAGGAAACACUUUAGUUAAUUGGUUCAGUGACUUCUGUCUAAGAUAACUGUGUGGAAGUGUAUAUAUUAAGAAGAUUUAACUCAUGUCUAUACAUACAUACGAAGAAACAGGUUCCGGGAAGAAAAAAAUAGUCCUACACAUACAUACAUAUUUUUUAAUGGAAAAGGCGAGUAAAAUUGUAAAGUAAUUGAGAAUAAUUGUGGUGGACUAAUGGAAGUGAACAUAAAUACGAGGGGAAGGAACAUAAACAUUCUCCUUGUCUCUCACACUCCCAGACACACAUUCGUUCCAGUUUUCGUAGUUACUAACAUAUCUUUUUGUUAAGUGAAGUGUGAUAAAUAUAAUAUACAAACAUCAAUAUAAAUGAGCAUGUGCAGAUCGAACAUGAAAAGCAGUGAGUCUGGAGAGAUUGUAAACGGAGAAUGCGAUAUUUCAACGUCCGUAAAAGAAGAAACUAGUGGCAACGCCAAAUUCUCCGCUGGUCUCCGUCGCAUCCCUUUCAACGAGGCUUGUUUCUAUCUCCUUCUUGUUUACGUUUUCGUCCACAAAGUAUUUUUUGAUUAGGUUGGACAAUGCUUACUGUUUGAUUCAUACUUCUCGUGUGUUUUCAUUGGUGAAAACUAGUUUUCGUGAUUCAAGAUCUUAUUCACAUAAUAUAGAUACGUUAUCUACGUUUUUUAUACUAUACAUUUUCGGUCACUUUUUCAGGUUUUGGGGUGUAAAUUAUAUGGAAUUCUUGGAACUUGAUCUUAGACUGGACUGAAUGCCUGCUUUUGACUGUUUUAAUAGCAAUUUAAUGGAAAGUAAUGUAUCUCUUUUAGAAUCAGUUUGAAGAAAACUUCAAUAUUUUCACUUAGUUAACAAGUAUAUUGACAUCCAUUAUAUGUAACUAUUGUCUAUGUAUAUAUGAUGUAUGAAUGUGUGUGUGUUGAUAUUUAUAUAUAUGAAUAAAGCGUCACUAGUAUGAUAUGCAUCUUCGGAGCAUGUUUAUUGCGGGUCUCUUAGGUAGGUGUUCUUAACGUAAUAUAAGAUACAAUUUCUUAGCUUUUUUAAUUAAAAGCUAAGAAACUGUAUCUUAUGUUACGCUAAGAAUCCCAACCUAAGAGACCUGCAAUAAACAUGCUCUCAGUUUCAUGGAUUGAGAUAUAUGCUUUGUUUCGGGGUUGUACUUACUAAGAAAAGUUUUCUAUAUAUGUUUCCUCAUUAUAUACUCCUUCCGUUUCAUAUUAAGUGUCGUUUUAGAGAAUUUUUUUCAUUACAAAAUAAGUGUCGUUUUCGAUUUUCAAUGCAAAAUUUAUUAAUUUUAUGCAAAAUUUAUUUUUCUAUUGGUUGAAAUAUGGUUAGGUGUAUAGGUAAUAGUGUUUUUUUAUACAAAAUUAAUUGUUUUCUUAAUCCGUGUGCCGAAACCUAAAACGACACUUAUAAUGAAACUAAGGGAGUAUAUUUUUAUUAGCUCAUUUAGUUAGCACAAAGUACUUUAUUAUCUUAUUAGUUCCAUUUUAAAUAUAAUCUACUUACUUUUCAUUUACUUUCUUGAAAACUCUUAACUCAUUUUCUUUUUGAUAUCUCAAUUAUAGUUCAUUAUAUUUUUAUGAUAUAUGAAUUCUUAGACGAUUUUGUGUUUGUAAAGUAUUGAUAUUUCUAGUGAAAAUCAUAAAAUGAAAGAUAUCUAAGCUUAGUGUUACAAAAAAAAAAAAAAAAAAGAUAUCUAAGCUGAUUUGUUUUCAAAAAGAAAAUAAAAGGUGCGUUUUUUAGAACCCAUGAUGACUUUUAUUAAAAAAGAUCCUAGAAUGUUGGUACAGUUAGUCAUUCGCUUUUCUGUCACUAGUGAAUUUGAUUAUUCAGUUCUAAAAGUUAUAGAAUUUAAACCUUUUUCUCUUCUUUUUGAACUUUCUCCUUCCAGUCCCAGUGGCCAUGUGAUGCGACCAUCUUCCUCGUGCUUCCAAAUUGCUCAUAAUUUUUAAUGAUAAAUAUUAUUUUCGUAGUAUAUGUAAUAUCGUUCUGUUGAUCACAAUAACAAUUUUCUUUAAGCCUACUUUUUUUAAUACAAAGAGCGUUUUGUACUUGAAAUGUAAAAAAAUAGUCAAAUACUAUAUUAUACAAUUCGUAAAUUGGAAAUUUAUUAAAUUUUUUCUCAACACUUGUUUAGUUUUGUUUAUAGAACGAGUACUAAUGAGUGGGUAUAUACAGUACCAGUCCUGAGGGGAAGCCAUAGAAUUAUAGAAGUAUGUGUUUCCAGCCUUGUUUACGAUAAAUAAAUAUUCGUCCGCAAAUUUAACAGAAUCUCUUGUAGCUCAGUUGGAUAAUAACCUGCAAAUAUCAUGAGAGGUGAAUGGUUCAGUUCUCAAGUCAUUUUUCAACAUUUUUGUUACCAUUUAGUAUUUUGGGCUUCCGACCCCCGAGUCAGUGGCGGAUGUAGCCAAUUUUUUUGUUGGGGGCAAGUUACAAGUAAACAUAGAAAUUAGAGGUAGAAUAUAAAUAUGAGUGAUGUAUCAUAUUAACGAUGCACAAAGAUAGAGAUUAAAUAACAUAAAGGAAAAAUAACUAGUUUUUUUUUUUUGUUAAUGUCAAUAUAAUUAUCUCUUGCAUCUUUAUAUAUAAUAUUUUCUUGAAUGCGUUUUGCUGUAAGUCUAGAACAGUAAAAUAAUAAAUAGUUGUUCAAUAAUUGAAAAAACUAACGAAAAUGUCACAACUUUUUUUCCAUGCAGGUGGGAGAGGAGAUGGCAUCGCUAACAAAAAUAGCAUGCCCGAUCGUGAUGACAUCACUCCUCAUUUUCUCCAGAUCAUUAAUCUCAAUGUGGUUUCUAAGUCACCUCGGGAAAGUUGAACUCGCUGGCGGUGCACUCGCCAUGGGCUUCGGAAACAUCACUGGAGUCUCCGUACUCAAAGGUCUUUCCGUUGGUAUGGACCCAAUCUGUGGCCAAGCCUUUGGAGCCAAACGUUGGACCGUACUUAGCCACACGUUUCAGAAAAUGUUCUGUCUCUUAACAGCCGUUUCUAUACCAAUAGCCGUUGCAUGGCUCAACAUCGAACCCAUAUUUCUCAGGUUGGGUCAGGACCCCGACAUAACCCGUGUCGCUAAGAGUUACAUGGUCUUCUUCGUCCCUGAGUUACUAGCUCAGGCCAUGCUCCACCCGCUCCGAACGUUCCUCAGAACGCAAGGCUUAACGUCACCGUUGACCAUAUCAGCGAUCAUAUCCAUUCUUCUACAUCCUCUAUUUAACUACGUCUUCGUCGUGCGUAUGCGUUUAGGUGUUGAAGGCGUGGCGGUAGCGAUGGCUUUCAACACUAUGAACAUCAACGUGGGACUGCUCGUUUACACGUGUUUUUCGGACUCUCUAAUCAAACCGUGGGAAGGACUUGCUUUGCGGUCGCUUUUUCGCGGCUGGUGGCCGCUGCUUUCUCUAGCCGCACCAAGCGCUAUCUCGGUGUGUUUGGAGUAUUGGUGGUAUGAGAUAAUGCUUUUUCUUUGUGGGCUUCUCGGUAACCCUAAAGCAAGUGUGUCGGCCAUGGGGAUAAUGAUUCAGACAACGGGGCUACUCUACGUAGUCCCAUUCGCUAUAAGCACGGCCAUUGCGACUCGUGUAGGACAUGCGCUUGGUGGCGGCCAUCCUACACGGGCGCAAUGUACAACCGUUAUCGGUCUGAUACUCGCAGUAGCGUACGGUUUAUCAGCUGCUGUCUUUGUGACCGCACUUAGGUCGGUUUGGGGAAAGAUGUUCACAGACGAACCGGAGAUUCUUGGGUUGAUUUCGUCGGCGCUUCCGAUCUUAGGGCUUUGCGAGAUCGGAAACUCGCCGCAGACGGCGGCUUGCGGAGUCUUGACGGGCACGGCGAGGCCUAAAGAUGGAGCACGUGUUAACCUAUGCGCGUUUUACAUCGUGGGCUUGCCUGUGGCAGUCACGUCCACGUUUGGGUUUAAAGUUGGGUUUUGUGGGCUUUGGUACGGAAUGCUAGCUGCGCAGAUCACAUGUUUGGUUAUGAUGCUUUGUACGUUGGUUCGUACGGACUGGGAACAUCAGGUGAAACGAGCGGAGGCACUUACCGCCGCCGCAGCUGAUAGAAGUCGUUCGGAAGAAGAAACCAUCCGUACCGAAGUCGAAAAUGAUGAUGAUUUAGAGACGGGUUUAUUACAAAACACAAAUGACUAAUUUAGAGUUGUUUAAAAUUUUCAGUCGGAAAUUUUAACGGAUUGUUAAUUAUAUAUAGGGUUGUUUUUUCUUUGGGUGCAAAAUAAAAUACUCAAGAUAGAUUUGCAUCCAAAUUGCUAUAGCCAAUAUCUUGGUAAGAGAGUCAUAAGUACCAUUUAAUUGGUUGAGCUAAGUUUUGUUAACAUGUAAGCUAGUUUAUUGGUUAUUUAUUAACAAGUUUUCAUAUGGCUCUUUAUGUAAAGUCAACUCAAAACUCUGAAGUAUGUAGUGAAGAAAUAGUUGUGACGAAGUUUAAAUGAUUUACUAAAUCUUGAUUGUGCGUCCGCACAGAUGUUUUUUUAUUUAUUUAAUAGAUAAUAUUAUGAUUUAGUUUGAUUUACAAAUAGAUUAUAAAUAAUUAUAAACGUGUUGGCUAUUUAAAUUGUGGUUAGAUGCUAAAUUAAUCAAAAUGACAUCUAAAUAAAUUUGAUCAUUUUUCCUUCAUGG
Molecule: messenger RNA, 4778 nt
Organism: Brassica napus (rape)
Lineage: Eukaryota; Viridiplantae; Streptophyta; Magnoliopsida; Brassicales; Brassicaceae
Product: protein DETOXIFICATION 53-like
Exons: 1
Coding region: 2844-4292 (482 amino acids)
Biological process (GO): xenobiotic detoxification by transmembrane export across the plasma membrane
Cellular component (GO): membrane
Molecular function (GO): antiporter activity; xenobiotic transmembrane transporter activity
Source: RefSeq, a predicted model, not a curated record